Molecule: messenger RNA, 2990 nt
Organism: Trifolium pratense (red clover)
Lineage: Eukaryota; Viridiplantae; Streptophyta; Magnoliopsida; Fabales; Fabaceae
Product: glucosamine inositolphosphorylceramide transferase 1
Exons: 4
Coding region: 331-2667 (778 amino acids)
Cellular component (GO): membrane
Molecular function (GO): glycosyltransferase activity
Source: RefSeq, a predicted model, not a curated record
AUAUUUAAAAGUCUAUGUCAAAAACCAAUAUUUAACUCAAAAAUUAAAAUAAAAAAACAAUUAACGAUGGCUCCGAAACGAUAUAUAAAGACACAAAGUUAAGGAGAGGAUGUUCGUUCGGGCACACAUAAAUUCUUCAAAAUUAAGACUUUUAUUCAUAGAGAGAGAAACCCAAAUAAACAAAACAAAAACAACAAAAAAGGAAAACUCGGUUGUGUUUUUUUUGUGUUGUGUGUGUGAACUGUCAAAUGCUGGCGACUGAUUUGUAACGCGGUGGCACUGCCACGGUGGUUUAGGAUCUUAAGUAACCACAAAAACCAUUUUUAAGAAAUGGGUUCCGGUCAGAUUAGCGGCGGAGGAAUUAUUAACGGUGGUGGCGGCGGUGUUGGUGGUUCUAAUAGUAGUGGUGGUUCUUCUAGUAGUUGUUGUGAUAUGAGUAUGAAGUGUUGGUGUAGAUGGAGAUUAGAAAAUCAACACUACUAUAACCGAAUUUUGUCUUCUGGUUUUGUUUUCUUUUUUGGUUGUUUUGUUUUGUUUGGAUCGAUUGCUAGUUUUUAUGGUUGGCUUGCUUUUUCUCCUUCUGUUCACUCCUCUCUUUCCCCUUUUGGUUGUCAAGAUGACAAUGAGGGUUCUUGGUCUAUUGGGAUUUUCUUUGGUGAUUCACCUUUCUCUCUUAAACCCAUAGAAUUUUCGAAUUUAUCAAAUGAUGAUAGCGCAGCUUGGCCGGUUGCGAAUCCUGUUGUGACUUGUGCUUCUGUUUCUGAUGCUGGUUUUCCAAGUAAUUUUGUUGCUGAUCCUUUCCUUUUCAUUCAGGGAGAUACUCUUUACCUGUUCUACGAGACAAAGAAUUCAAUCACUAUGCAAGGUGAUAUUGGAGUUUCAAAAAGUACUGAUAAGGGAGCAACAUGGCAGCAACUAGGAAUUGCCUUGAAUGAGGACUGGCAUCUCUCUUAUCCUUAUGUAUUUGAGCACGACGGCCAGAUAUAUAUGAUGCCCGAGGGGAGUAAAAGAGGAGAUCUCCGUCUCUACAAAGCAGUUAACUUUCCUUUGCAGUGGAAAUUGGAAAAGGUCCUUAUAAAAAAGCCCCUUAUUGAUUCCUUUAUCGUCGAGUAUGGUGGAAAGUAUUGGCUUUUUGGCUCGGAUCAUAGUGGUUUCGGCACCAAGAAAAAUGGGCAGUUGGAGAUUUGGUACAGCAAAUCACCUCUCGGUCCUUGGAAACCUCACAAGAAAAACCCGAUUUACAACAUUGACAAGAGCUUGGGAGCUCGCAACGGAGGCAGGCCAUUUAAAUACGAAGGACAUCUUUAUCGUAUGGGUCAAGACUGUGGUGAUACGUACGGGAGACGGGUGCGUGCUUUUCAGAUAGAAACCCUUACAGAUGAAGAAUACAAAGAAAUUGAAGUACCUUUGGGCUUUGUUGAGUCAAACAAGAGCCGGAAUGCAUGGAAUGGUGCUAGAUACCAUCACUUAGAUGCCCAACGUCUUCCAUCUGGUGGUUGGAUUGGUGUUAUGGACGGGGAUCGCGUUCCUUCUGGAGAUUCAAUCCGACGGUUCAUGGUUGGUUGCGCUUCUGUUGCAUUUGCUGCUUUACUCAUCGUACUGUUGGGUGUUUUACUUGGGUUCGUGAAUUGUAUCGUCCCUCUCAAUUGGUUCAUUCAUAACUCUGGGAAGAGGAGCCCAACGUCCUUGUCUUGGGAAAGGCCAAACGUGUUCUCUUCAAAAGUAAGACGAUUCUGCACCCGCUUGAACCGAGUCCCAACCUUUCUCCGAGGUAAGAUAAAGCAUAAUACUUGUGCUAGGAGGGUUAUUCUUACUAUAAUAUUCGUAGUUGGGGUUGCAAUGAUGUGCAUAGGAUUCAGAAAUAUUUAUGGUGGCAAUGGUUCAGAAGAACCUUACCCAUUGAAAGGUCAAUACUCGCAGUUCACAUUAUUAACAAUGACCUACGAUGCUCGUCUCUGGAACUUGAAGAUGUAUGUGAAACAUUACUCAAGAUGCUCUUCCGUGUCCGAGAUAGUUGUAGUGUGGAACAAGGGAAUCCCUCCGGAAUUGAGUGAUCUAGAUUCUGCUGUACCCGUCAGAAUCAGAGUAGAGGAGAAAAACUCUCUAAACAACCGAUUCAAGGAGGACCCUUUGAUAAAAACUCGAGCUGUCCUUGAGCUCGACGACGACAUUAUGAUGACAUGUGAUGAUGUCGAGCGAGGUUUUAACGUUUGGCGUCAACAUCCCGACCGAAUCGUUGGGUUCUAUCCUCGACUAAUUGCCGGAAGUCCGUUAAAGUACAGAGGAGAAAAAUACGCCCGGACGCAUAAAGGCUACAACAUGAUUCUCACCGGUGCAGCUUUUAUCGAUUCAAAACUAGCUUUCAAGAGAUACUGGGGCAAGGAAGCUAAGAAAGGGCGAGAAGUGGUGGACAAGUUAUUUAACUGCGAAGAUGUGCUUUUGAAUUACUUGUAUGCAAAUGCAAGUUCAUCAACAAGGACAGUUGAUUAUGUGAAACCGGCUUGGGCAAUCGACACUUCAAAGUUCUCCGGUGCUGCAAUUAGCCGUAACACACAGGUGCAUUAUGGAUUGAGAAGUAAUUGCUUAAUGAAAUUUUCGGAGAUGUAUGGAAGUUUAGCCGAUCGAAAAUGGGGAUUUGACAGUAGGAAAGAUGGUUGGGAUGUAUAGUAUGGACUAAUGGAGUGGUUUUUAAUUUUUUUUUUAUAGUUAGAUUUUUUAUGGUAACUGUAGUAUUUUUAUUACAUCUUCUGUGGGUAUAAAGUCUUGUGUUAAUACUUGUACCCCAUUUGUGAAUUUUUAUUUUUAGGGGGUUUUCUAAAUAGUAUUUAUUGUUUGCAACAUGUAAAUUUGGUUCUAUAAUGGUCCUUUUUAUGUUUUUGUUUAUUUCUAAUGAUGUUUGGGAUUGAAGGUGGAAACAUUAGAAAAAUAUUAGUACACAAGUGUUUUCUGAGGAUAUUCCUUAGAAACUGUAGUUCUGAUUCUGGUCCCAA